Molecule: messenger RNA, 388 nt
Organism: Penicillium diatomitis
Lineage: Eukaryota; Fungi; Ascomycota; Eurotiomycetes; Eurotiales; Aspergillaceae
Product: Glucan endo-1-3-alpha-glucosidase agn1
Exons: 2
Coding region: 23-388 (121 amino acids)
Molecular function (GO): glucan endo-1,3-alpha-glucosidase activity
Source: RefSeq, a predicted model, not a curated record
CGUUAGUGACUACGACGGCGAUAUGAGACGAGCGAGAGAGGCAGGUAUAGAUGUAUUCGCUAUGAAUAUUGGCACAGAUUCUUUUACUGAUAAGCAACUUGGAUUUGCGUAUGAGUCUGCUGCUAAUAAUGAGAUGAAAUUAUUCUUAUCGUUCGAUUUUAAUUACUGGGGGAUAGGACAAGGAAAUGAAAUAGGUGCUAAGCUCCGACUUGAUGGGAAGGUCUUCGUGUCUUCCUUUGUAGGUGAUGGCGUCAAUGUUGAGUCUAUUCGAUUAGCCGUAGGUCUGGAUAUAUUUUUCGCCCUAAACUUCUAUACUGAUGUCGGAGAUUUUAAUAUAAUAGACGGUGUAUUUAAUUGGAUGGCCUGGCCUAGUAAUGGUGAUAACUAA